GUCCUUCCCCCUCUCCUUUAAAAGUAUAAAGCUCCACAGGUAGAGGAAGAGAGGAUCACUGAUACUUGAACAGUGGAAAUUACACAACACACACUCACAGCACGGAUUGUCCGGGAGCAUCAUUCUUUUGCAUCAUAUCGUGGCUAGCGCUCAGUGUCUCCAUGUCGUCACCGUGCCUCAGCAGCGUCCUGACUCAUGCCAACUUCACCAUGUAUGAGACUGGCAUCCCUGAUGUCCUGUCACAGCAGCCCAGUGUGUUGCCCAGCAUUAACACUCUGCAGAUCAGCAAUCCAGCAUACAGCUCCAACAUCAACAGUCAGUGGUACCGGCAGGUUAGCCCUCACUGCUGGACAGCAGACAAUGUUCUGGAGUGGAUCAGUGACCAUGUAGAGAGCACAAAGUUUGAUGCAAGUACCCUCAGUCUGGCCUACUGCACCAUGGAUGGACACACCUUCUGCCAGAUGAACCUGGAACAGAUGAUUGGUAUCUUUGGCCCGCAGCUUGGCCCACACCUCCAUGAGAGUCUGCAGGAACACAAAACAAAAUAUGAGCUGCAGAGCUUGUCAGGAUCAGAGCUAAAUGAGACCUGCCAGCUCCUGGACAACUUCCUAGACAACCUAAACUUUCCUUUGCUCAGCACCAUUAGAAUUGGCCAAGCUGAAGUAGCAGUCAGCAAGAGAGAGUUUGACCAUAGGGAUGAUUAUGACCUGCCCAGUCUGACCAUGGAGCCCAUGACACCACUUAGAGACACUGAGUACCUGUCUGAUAAUCAGUCUGACAGCGAGUACAGCUCCUCCUCAAACAGUGGCAUGUUCUUCUCAAACCUUGGCUCACCAGAGUCAGGUAGUGGUGAAUCAGACCCUGAGUUCUCCUACCCUCUGAUUUCAAAGGGGCACAUCAAAACUGAGAAGGAAGAGUCUCGACUGAAGCGACCUCGGGGGCGACCUCCUAAAAUCAGCAGAGAGCGUAACAGCAGCAUUUAUGACUGUCCAAAGAAAAACAAACAUGCGCCUCGUGGUACUCACCUAUGGGAAUUCAUCAGGGACAUUCUGAUCCACCCUGAGAGGAACCAAGGUCUGAUGAAGUGGGAGGACCGCAGAGAGGGUGUCUUUAAGUUCCUUAAGUCUGAGGCUGUGGCUCAGAUGUGGGGCCAGAAGAAAAAGAACAGCAGCAUGACAUAUGAGAAACUUAGUCGUGCCAUGAGGUAUUACUAUAAGAGGGAGAUCCUGGAGCGAGUCGACGGUCGGAGGCUUGUAUAUAAAUUUGGAAAGAACUCUAGCGGCUGGAAGAUUGAAGAGAUUGGCAUGGGUAUGUGAGACGUUAGUCACAAAACAGUCUGAGUAAGAGUUAAGGAACCAGAAAUUACCUGUGUGGCCUGUCUGAAAAUAAACCUUGCUGCCCCAGAUAUUUAAGACACUAACUUCCUCUUAGAAGGAAGGUGUUACAGAAAAUGUAAGCCAGUGUUUUUGGCUCUAGUAGGUUUUAUGAACCAAUAUUAUAAUUGUACCUGUUUUGUGUUUUUGAUUACCGAACAUUACUAUGUGUGCAGUAACUAAAAGACACUGACAUUGUUCUGGAUGGUUGUGAGUUUCUAUAAGCAUUUAAAGGCUGAAGGCUGAAAAAGUAAACUUUUUACAGUUGGACAGAAUUCAAUCUGGUCACAUCUGUCACUAUGGAUUUUGUUUUAGUAUAGGGGCAUUAAUGACUGUAUUGUGGUGGUGGAAAUAUUAUUGUCUUUUUUUCCUUCUAACUUUUAUAUUAUUCUCUUGUUAUUCUAAAAAGGUGUAACUUUAAUUCUUAGCUUUCCAUGUAAAUAUAGAAUCUGUUGUAGAUUUAAAUGUAGAACCAAGUUUGGAAACUCAAUGUGAAGGAUAGACAGAACACAGCAAAAAAAAAAAAAAAAAAAAAAAAAAAUGUAGGUGAUGUUACUUCACAUUAAUGCAGUAACUAUAUGCACUACAUGUCUAUUGGUAUCACUUAUUAUAAAGUGUGUUAAAAAAUGUUUGAGUAAAAGUAGUUGAAGAGUAACUAUAUAAUGUUUUAUGUAUGAUUAUAUACCAUAAAACCAUUUUGUAUUUGUUAUUUGUAAUUGUUUUAAUGUCAUUAAUCCACUAUCAUCCACUUUGGACUGUAUAUCUAUGUGCAUUAACUCUCAUAUCAUUUAUGGUAUCCCUUAAUGCAUAUUGUUUUUGUAGAAAUAAGUUUUGACAUGUGGGAUUGAUUUUUAAAGCUGUACUCUAGUAUCUUAUUGGUAUAUCUCUAACCAUUGUGAAGGAUGUUAAAAUGCAGUGUAAUUAUGAGUGUUAAAGUCACAGCUAUAGAAAUAUCACCCACCCCUUGUCUUUGAUCAGCUGUUCUAAUAAAGGCAUAAAAUGCCCCACUCUCCCACUGGGCUACUAUCUAUUCCCCUA
Lates calcarifer (barramundi perch) is the source of this 2411-nucleotide messenger RNA. It is a transcript of the gene elf3, whose product is annotated as E74-like factor 3 (ets domain transcription factor, epithelial-specific). Lineage: Eukaryota; Metazoa; Chordata; Actinopteri; Centropomidae. The record is from RefSeq and is a predicted model, not a curated record. Gene Ontology annotation, molecular function: DNA-binding transcription factor activity, RNA polymerase II-specific; sequence-specific DNA binding. The coding region runs from base 162 to 1316 and encodes 384 amino acids. The transcript is spliced from 9 exons. Gene Ontology annotation, biological process: cell differentiation; regulation of transcription by RNA polymerase II. Gene Ontology annotation, cellular component: nucleus.